Messenger RNA from Amoebophrya sp. A25, 4298 nucleotides. Lineage: Eukaryota; Dinophyceae; Syndiniales; Amoebophryaceae. The record is from the annotation of a GenBank genome assembly.
GUGGUGUUUUCAGUGUGUUCAUUCGAGUGGUGUAGUCAGUUGGCCGGUAUCUCAGUCGGUGGACAUUGUUAACAAAAGCCCAACUUGAAGGACCUCGCGGCGCCUGUGCUUAGUUGCCUAAAAAUGCGUUUACGUUGCUGAAUCUUAGGCAGUUGCGCACUCACAAGACGCUGAGGCAGGGAAGGCUUACACUUGAAGAUGCUAGUGCGGCGCGUAAUUCUAAUGCGCCCAGCACUCACGAGACGACCCUGCUGCAGACUAGGAGCUUAGGGCCGCGCGGGCCGCUCUCUGACAAUGCGCGGGGUGUCCGCGGUGCUAUGGCGUCUGGUGUCCCCUCCUCGUGUCCUCUACUUCACUGCGGGCUAUGUCUUGGUGGCACUGCGCAUGGCAGGGACACUGCAAUAUGUGAGCCUCGACGAGGGUUCGCCUCGUUCUUGGUCCACGCUUGAGGACCUUGGGAAACUCCAUGUAGGCCUUGGACCUCAACAGGCGCUUCUUGGCACUUCUUGCUUGCCGCCCCUAUUACAGCGCUCAUCUGAUGCAAGCGCCAGCGCCUCUGCACGAAAGCCGCCACAGAGAAGAGCUCCCUCCAGGCGCUAUUUUCCUCGUCGGGGGCUCCACGGAAUUUUGGCCGAGACACAUCGAGCACCCACUAGGCCUUCGCUCUGCAAGUCGCUGCCUGCGAGCGUUGCUCCAUGGAACGGGUAUCGUGCAGCGUACUCGACGUCUUGGGACGAUGGCAACGACGCGCAAGUCACCUUCGUCUCCUCUUUUUAAGGCCUCACUAUCUAAUUCAUCUUUGACCGCGUCGGUCCUUGAAAAGUAUGGAGAAGCAUUACCUGCGGGGACUUAAUGCUCCCUCAAAGACGCACUCCUCAGGGACAAUGAUGCACUUGAAGAUGGACUGCGGUCACUUCUAAUCUUUGCUUCACGCUUUCGGGAUCGAGGCAACCUUUUACAUCUCCGCGGUGUUUAUGAUGCACCCUACAGAUAAGCCGACUCCGGACCAGUUAGUUCGCAAGUGGGACUUCUUGCGAGCCAACAUGCUAGGCAAACACGAAAUAGGCGCGCACACAGUACGACACCCCAACCUCGAAAGGACGCAUAAUCUUACCGCUGCGAUAAUCGACGACGAAUUUGCGAGGACUGCAAGAGCGUUUUCGGAAGAGCUGCCGCCAGGAUACAACUCUGAAGCCGUGCUCGGUAUCGGAGGUAGUCGCGGCCCUGUUCCUGGUGACUUCGUUCCUGGUGCUCGAGUCGGCAGUCGGUUUGAAGGUGUUGCACGCACAGGCUGGGAAGUCCAGAGCUGGGAAAGGGCGUUGGCCUUGGUGAAUACAAGCGGGUGGCCGUCUACUAUCGAAUACGCAGGAAUGUGGAACCGGUACCAGAGUCGUGCAGCACGGACGCUCAGCCAAGUGAAGAGUGACUCAGUGCCGAGCUUCGCAUGGCCUGGCGGAGGUAACACGGAUCUCUCGAAGAGUGUGGCACGCAGCUGGUAUCGAUCAGCGCGUGGGAUCAGUUGCGGCAUGGUACCGUGGUGGCCACACCUGUCGCAAGUGCUGGAUGGACACUCUUCCGAAAAGGAGGCUCGAUUAAUGAGCUCAAUACAACUCAAUUCAUGAUUUUUACAACGCGUUUCUCCCUGUUUCCUUCUACUCAGGAGUGGGAAAAAUGCAGGAGCUCCCAAGAAAUGAAUUGCUGGCUUUGCGCUCUAAGUCUAACUCGACGGGACGUAAGCAUGCCCGUAGAUUGGAUGAAUCUGCCCGGUUGCGAAUACAUGAAAGGACCCGGUCUUUGGGACAUGAGUCGGGUACAUGACGACCAACUCCGUGGCACUUUUCGGGAUCGCCUCUGGCUCAUCGGUUUCGGGCAUGGCGCAAAAUCUUGCAUGACGGUUGACCCGUCUAUAGAGGGGGAUCGCGGCGGUCCAGCGAUGAAACAAAGUCCAGAGAGAGCGCUCCGGAAUCGGCUCCGGCGUCUACUGGACACCAAGAUAGACUACCUUCUCAAGGAUGACGUAGAUUCACGGCGUAAACUCCACGAGCUGCUAACGCAGCAUCUCAAGGUCCCUGCCCUGUGGAGCGACGUUGGCAUACCAGUGAACGCGAGCAAGUACAAAAAUGCAGGCGUCGCGAAAGUCGCGGGCGGGGAGUUGGUUACAGCUAUCAAAAACAGGAACACUGCGGAGGUUCUCGAGUGCCGCCAUGGCUGGGGGGCUGUUGGGGCGCUGGAAUUGGUCCGCCACGUUCGACACCUUUUUUCGGUAUACAAACAUCAAGACCCUAUUGGCGGGGGCGCCUACGCUGUGGGCGAUGGAAACUUCACUCAAAAUCUGUGGGUCGCGAGUGUCGGCAGAAUAACAGCCUACCUUCAGGCAGCUCAAUUCGUCCGGCUCUUUGCUGAGCUUCUUAAGCCGCGCGGCAGUGCGUCGCACAACGUCCACAAGCACACCGUGGGAGUCGCUCUCCAAUUCAGAAUACACCAGCUCGAAGAUGUCCGACGCUCAGCUGGGGCUGCGUCGCUAGAUCUUGAAAAAAACCAAAGCACCGAAAGGGGUGAAAAGAAUCAAGGAGAUCAUCGGAAAGGCAAUGAUGUCCAGAAGGAGCAGAGGAAGCAAGAGCAAAUACGACAAAAGGAGACACAGCAAGACAAACACAAGCAAACGCCCGAGGUCGAUAUUGAUGCGGCGCUGUUCGGUCGGAAUUUUCCGCACAGAUUUGCGAACAGACAGCACAUUGCUCAGGUGCCGCUCGCAGCGCACGUGUGGCUCGAGGGAUUUCGGAUUUCUUGCAAAGCACGGAGGAAGGCCGACAGACGUGACCCAGCAGUUCCGCCUGCCUCUCCGAUAGUGAACACUCCAGCAUCUUGGUGCCCGUGUGAGUGCGUGGUCCGCCCCAGAAGCCUAUCACCGAGGCGCGCGCGAGAUGCAGAUCAUUCUAUACCUACAACACCUGGCACAGCACAUUCCUCCUACGUUAAGAGUUGGAAGUGGACCUUUCUAAGUGCAUCUCUGUGGUUUCUUCAAGUAGGAAAGCCAUAAAUAUGCGAGCUAGAGCGGUCAACGUUCAAGCCCUAACUACGCGUGGUGCGAGCGGCAACAUUCGGGGACAUUGUUGCUGAUACGCGGGUUGCGCCCAGACCCGAAGAUGGUGUAUAUUGCGAACUGCAGGACGGAGUGAGUAGAGAACUAUUCAAAAGUUGGAUGAUUUUUGUGAAGGGAAUUGAGGAGGGGGCAACGCAAACGGAGGUGGCGACGAUGAGCCUAGACCCUUUGCCAAAUAGAAUAAAGUCUGGCGCCUGAGCGGUGCGUAACAAGAAAUAGUUUGUGCUGUACGAAAAUGAAAGUGUGAGGCUUUGCACUCACCUUUUGAUUGAAAUUAUCUACCGGACUUUUCAUUCAUUCUUGUCACAUCGAGCAUCGAACAACUAAAGUAAUAUGAAUACUUUUUUUUUACAACACGUAGAGGAGGUUUACGUACAACACCUAGGUAGACGUUAAAUGUUGAAAUAGUUGUCUUAUUCAGAUAUGUGUUUUAGUUCUUGCCAAAGCUGGAGGAGGCUUCAGUACACCGUCGUGAGUAAAAAAAGUUCAAAAGUUCUUUUAUCUACUCUUCACAAGUUUACUAGUGGAUUUCCGGGAAGGGUUGGCACAAAACAUGCAAAACAAGUGCUAAAUGAAGAAAGUAAAGAAAGGCCUCUGCCGCUGAUCACUGCGGAUAUUAUAGCAGAUCGUGAUGGGUCGUGAGUGUCAGAUGAUAGACGCCAAGGUUUGAACAGUCACUCCAUGUUUUUACGGUUUGGCUUUCUUUCUUGCUGACCUCAACAGUGACCUGGUUAGAAAUAUGUAAGGAUAAGGGGAGAGACUCACACUGCAAAUGCAAUAAGAAGCACGAAGCUGGGCCCCUCGUAUAGUAGCCUCAGACUACUCAAGUAAAAAACAAAAACUCUGAAAGUUUCAAACCCACACUCAAGCUGCUGCUUAAUGAGAGAGAGAGGAAGACCUAGGGAGGAAAUAAAAAAGAAAACAAGGGCUCAUGUUGAUCAUGCAGCUCAGAAAUAAUUUAUUAGGUCCUAGUGACGAGUGAACGAAUUCGAAUUAUACCAAAACCAAUAACAUUAAUACGAUUACGAAGAAAUUAUACCAUUAACUAAGUAGCUGCUUCGAGGAGGAUUACGAACCAAUUAUAACAUUACGUAGCUGCUUCCUAGAGGAUAUGCAUAUGAUAACGAUUGCCUCUCAGCACACUCACUACUAACAAAGAAUUAUAACGUAUGUUUCAUCCAAUAUUGAUGAUCUG